AUGCCCAAAAUCGGUAGUAGUAGACCCCGCACCUCGAGAACGCGCACCGAAGAGCAGCGCCAGAAGGACCUCGAGCGCAUCAAGGACUACCGCGCUCUUGAGGACCAGGUGCGCCAUCACGCCGCAAAGAACGACUACUCCCCCGACGUCUUCGCCCUCACCUCCAAGCUCCUGCGCCUCAACCCCGAGUACUACACAGUAUGGAACGUCCGCAGGCGCUGCCUAAUCUCUGGAUUAUUGUCCAAACCCUCGCCUGGCUCCUCGCCCUCGAAGGUGUUGCCGACUUCUUCUCCGACCGCCACUACCACAACCUCUUCCGCCGACUUCUCCUCCUCUUUGUCGACCGAGAUCCCGCCCGCCCCCGAGUCCCAGACAACUGGGAAGAGUGGUACAACAGCUGAGGAGGACGAGGAACAGAAGCAGCAGACGCGACAGCAGGAUCAGCAAAACGACCAACAAAUACUCCAGAAGGAACUACACUUUACCAUUCCACUCCUCCUCGAAUCGCCAAAAUGCUACUGGAUUUGGAGCUACCGGCUGUGGAUCCUCAAGCAGGUGAUUGAAAGACUGCCGGUCCCUGUGGCGCGAAACAUUUGGGAGGAAGAACUGGGUCUGACCUCCAAGAUGCUCCUGCGAGACCAGCGCAACUUUCACGCCUGGGGAUACAGGCGGCACGUGGUUGAGCAGCUGGAGAGUCCAGAGUUGGAAGGCAAGAGUCUUGUCGAGUCAGAGUUUGAGUUCACGACCAAGAAGAUAUCACAGAACCUCUCCAACUUUUCGGCCUGGGACUCGCGAAGCAAACUCAUCCCGCGGUUGCUGGACGAGAGAAACGCAAAUGAUGAGGCGCGGAAGGCUUUCUUUGAAGAAGAACUCAACAAAAUAGGAGAAGCAAUCAAUGUCGGCCCCGACGACCAAUCCCUUUGGUACUACCACCAAUUCCUCAUGCUGAACCUAGUCAACUCCGUCGAGCACCCGACCAUCGCCCCCGCCUUCACGCAAGAGGAGCGCGUCACGUACCUGCGCCGCGAAAUCGAGAGCAUCCAGGAGCUGUUGGAAGAUUAUGACGACGCCAAGUUGAUUUAUGAGGCCUUGUUCGACUAUACCCUUUAUCUCUGUCAGCUGCAGGGGAGAAAGCCGAAUGAGCAGGAAGAGAAGGACCUGAAGGGCUGGUUGGGAAACUUGAAGAAGCUGGAUCCGAUGCGGAGUGGGAGGUGGGCGGAUUUGGAGAGGGAUUUCGGGUUGAAAGAGUAAGGUGUGUGUGUGUGUACAAUUUGUGUGUGUACUUGUUCAAUACUCGUGUGCAAUAAGCUCAUAUUUCCGAACCUUAUGCAAUCCCCAGCCUUCCUGAUGCCGG
Messenger RNA from Neurospora tetrasperma FGSC 2508, 1354 nucleotides. RefSeq lists its product as uncharacterized. NCBI's taxonomy places the organism in Eukaryota, Fungi, Ascomycota, Sordariomycetes, Sordariales, Sordariaceae. The record is from RefSeq and is a predicted model, not a curated record. Bases 1 to 1251 code for a protein of 416 amino acids. Gene Ontology annotation, cellular component: cytoplasm; Rab-protein geranylgeranyltransferase complex. The transcript is spliced from 3 exons. Gene Ontology annotation, biological process: protein geranylgeranylation. Gene Ontology annotation, molecular function: Rab geranylgeranyltransferase activity.